Impatiens glandulifera is the source of this 1491-nucleotide messenger RNA. Its product is annotated as ribose-phosphate pyrophosphokinase 4. Gene Ontology annotation, molecular function: ribose phosphate diphosphokinase activity; magnesium ion binding. Gene Ontology annotation, cellular component: ribose phosphate diphosphokinase complex; cytoplasm. Bases 52 to 1263 code for a protein of 403 amino acids. NCBI's taxonomy places the organism in Eukaryota, Viridiplantae, Streptophyta, Magnoliopsida, Ericales, Balsaminaceae. The transcript has 7 exons. The record is from RefSeq and is a predicted model, not a curated record. Gene Ontology annotation, biological process: purine nucleotide biosynthetic process; 5-phosphoribose 1-diphosphate biosynthetic process.
GCAUACCAACCAGUGACGGCUGCUGAAAAGACGACGCCGUUUACAUAUCAUAUGUCGGCCGCAGCUGUGCCCUUUCCGUCUCCGACCACCGGAAAAUCCGUUGGCCUGAACAUCCAUUCCUCAUCUCCUUCUUCUCUAUCCUUUAGAUUUUUGGAUCCUCGAUGCUUCGCCAGCAAUGGAAUCCGAUGCGAUGUUAGAAACCUCGCUAGUCCACAGAGAUGGACAGUUGAUUGCGUUUCGGACAGUGAUCCUAUUCACAUUAUCCUCAAGCCACCUUCUUCUUCUCUAACAAUGACCACCUCAUCUUCUCUCAAGAACGCUAAGAGGGUUUGUCUAUUCUAUUGCAACGAAAUGAAAUCCCUCGCCGAACGAAUCGCCUCCGAGUCCGACGCAAUUGAGCUCCGCAACAUCUCCUGGAGGACAUUUGAGGAUGGAUUUCCCAACUUGUUCAUAUCAAAUGCUCAUGGAAUUCGUGGACAACAUGUAGCAUUUCUUGCCUCGUUUAGUUCACCAGGAGUGAUUUUUGAACAACUUUCUGUCAUCUAUGCACUGCCCAAGUUAUUUGUUUCCUCAUUCACACUAGUGCUCCCCUUUUUUCCUACUGGAACAUCGGAGCGGAUAGAAGAGGAAGGAGAUAUUGCAACGGCUUUUACCCUCUCGAGAAUCUUGUCUAAUGUGCCAAUUUCAAGUGGAGGACCAACUAGCUUGGUGAUAUUUGAUAUUCAUGCAUUGCAGGAGAGAUUCUACUUUGGUGACAAUGUUUUGUCAUGCUUUGAGAGUGGGAUACCUUUGCUUAAGAAUAGGCUUCAACAGCUCCCUGAUUCUGACAAUAUAUCCAUUGCUUUCCCAGAUGACGGUGCAUGGAAGCGAUUUCACAAGCAGCUGCAACAUUUUCCAACAAUUGUUUGUGCAAAAGUGAGAGAAGGCGAUCAACGAAUAGUGCGCCUCAAAGAGGGGGAUCCUAAAGGACGUCACGUAGUGAUUGUUGAUGAUUUAGUACAAUCUGGUGGCACUCUUAUCGAAUGCCAGAAAGUGUUGGCAAAACAUGGAGCUGCUAAAGUCAGUGCUUACGUAACACAUGGAAUUUUCCCCAACAGGUCCUUCGAACGAUUUGAACCCGAUAAUGGAGGAUCGCCUGAGAAUGGAUUAAGUUAUUUCUGGAUAACAGAUUCAUGUCCAGAGACAGUAAAAGAGGUGAAAAACAGGGCUCCAUUUGAAGUUCUUAGUCUUGCUGCAUCUAUAGCUGCUACUCUCCAGAUUUGAUUUUUUACUAAUAAAAUAAUACAAUCCCCACUACAGAUUGCCUGAGAGUUGUUUAUGAUUUGAUCCUCAAGUAUAUUGUUAGUGUUCUUAAAAUGUUUAUGUAUGAGUGUAGCUAAUAAAUUGAUUACCCAAGCAGAAGAACCAUAUUUUGUUUAUUUUGUACAAUAAACAAUUUGUUUUCAUCCAGUUUUUGGCUUUAUAAUAAAUAAGGAGAAAUGAGUUUUUAUG